UAAACUGUAUACUUAUACUUAAUGAAAGGGCGGUGAUUUUUAGAAGCUUGAUAUACAUCUGAAACUUUUUUAAUUGUUUCUAUACUCUGAGCAAGUUUAAUAUUUAUUACGUAGUAACUUAUUGGCAAAGUAAUCAGUCUACAAAGAUUUCUGGGUCGCUUAACAUCUUCAAUACACAAUUAAGGACAAUAGAAAUGCGAAACGUAAUAUUUGGAGUUUUAUUGUGUGUCUUAUAUGCCAAUGGAAAUAAUGUAAUAGAUGAUCUUCGCCAAACUCAUGGGAUAUCAUUAAUUCAGGAACUAAGUGGUCCAGCUACUGGACCGUCAGGAUCUACGUGCAAUGACAAAGGAGUAUGUGAAAACCAGGCUGAUGGCGCCAUGUUUCCUGAUUCUGGAUCAAAUGGUUACAUAGUGUGUCAGUGCGAAUGUGAAAUAGCAAUGCCUUGCCCCUCUGGCUUAGUUUUUAAUUCAGUACUUAAUGUUUGCGAUUGGCCUCUAGAUAGUACAGAUGCGCCGGGAACUUCUAGCUCACCAACAGAUAUAACUACAAAAAGUACAACAACAACGCCAUCAAGUUCGUCGUCUUCAACCCCAUCGUCUACAACUUCUGAUAUAACCACUGAGGGUACAACGUCAACGCCAUUAAGUUCGUCGGCUUCAACCCCAUCGUCAACAACCUCUGAUAUAACCACUGAGUGUACAACAUCAACGCCAUCAAGUUCGUCGUCUUCAACUCCAUCGUCAACUACUUCUGAUAUAACCACUGAGGGUACAACGUCAACGCCAUUAAGUUCGUCGGCUUCAACUCCAUCGUCAACUACUUCUGAUAUAACCACUGAAUCCACAUCUACCACACUAAGUGGCCCAGCGACUGGGCCAUCUGGUACUACAUGCAACAAUAAAGGAGUAUGUGAAAAUCAGCCAGACGGCGCCAUGUUUCCUGAUUCUGAAUCAAAUGGUUACAUAGUUUGUCAGUGUGAAUGUGGAAUUGAAAGGCCAUGCCCUUCGGGCUUAGUUUUUAAUUCAGUACUUAAUGUUUGCGAUUGGCCAAGUUCUACCUAAUUUUCCUCUGCUGCAAUUCUUUUUUAUUACAUGUUAAACAAUAUAUGUAUUGCAGCAUUACAGAACGAUGAUUAUAUUAAGAGAUUAAAGAUAUAAAUCCAA
Molecule: messenger RNA, 1163 nt
Organism: Bactrocera dorsalis (oriental fruit fly)
Lineage: Eukaryota; Metazoa; Arthropoda; Insecta; Diptera; Tephritidae
Product: putative protein TPRXL
Exons: 2
Coding region: 195-1061 (288 amino acids)
Cellular component (GO): extracellular region
Molecular function (GO): chitin binding
Source: RefSeq, a predicted model, not a curated record